AUGGAAAGCAUCACAGACGCUUACCCUGAGUACAGCCAGACUUCACGGCUAGAUGAAGUGCGGGCGACAGAAUAUGGCUACCUCGACGAGCAGGGCCACCUCUAUCUUGACUUCACCGGCGCUGGGCUGGCUGCGAAGUCCCAAGUUCGAGCACACGAGAAACGCUUAGGGCAAACACUGUUCGGCAAUCCCCACUCAACGAACCCUACAAGCCAGUCUGCCACGCGACUGAUCGAAGAUGCCAGAGCUCGGGUGCUGGACUACCUCAACGCCUCGCCCAAAGAAUACACCGCCAUCUUCACUCCGAAUGCAACCGGCGCCGCACGUCUCGUUGCAGAAUCAUACCCAUUCAAGAGAGGGACAAGGCUGGUGUUGACGUCGGAUAACCACAACUCCGUCAACGGCCUCCGAGAAUACGCCGGCCGAAACCACGCGCGAACGGUCUACGUGCCGGUCCGAGCCCCGGAGCUGCGGGUCGACCCGUCGGUCCUAAUGUCAGCACUCAGCCGUCGCAAGGGAGGCUUUUUCUCGUGUGGAUCGGCACGCACGCGGCGCAGUGGCUUGUUUGCCUAUCCAGCCCAGAGCAACUUCAGUGGCGUUCGACACCCGCUCUCCUGGGUUCAGGUCGCACAGGAAGAGGGAUAUGACGUACUACUGGAUGCCGCGGCGUAUUUGCCGACGUCCCGACUCAAUCUAUCAGAUACUGGCGUCAAGCCAGAGUUCGUGAUUGUCAGCUGGUACAAGCUGUUUGGGUACCCCACCGGCGUUGGCUGUCUCAUCGUCCGACGCGAUGCAUUGGCUCGGCUGGCCAACUCGCGGCCUUGGUUUUCCGGCGGCACGAUUACUGCUGCGACUGUUGGUGUUCCUUGGCACACCAUCGCCCCUGACGAAGCGGGCUUUGAGGAUGGCACCCUAAACUUCUUAUCGAUACCUGACGUUCAGGUUGGCUUGGAUUGGUUGGAUGAUGUUGGGAUGUUCCUCAUCGACACAAGGGUCAGGUGCCUGACUGGAUGGUGCCUUGAUCGGCUGCACAGGAUGGAGCACAGCGACGGCUCGCCAAUGGCUAGGAUAUAUGGGCCAACAAACAUGGAAUCCAGAGGAGGCACCGUCUGCUUUAAUUUCCUCGACAUCUCUGGAAAAGUGGUUGAUGAGAGACUCGUGGCAAAGGAGUCUGCAGCAAAGAACAUUUCACUCAGAACGGGAUGCUUCUGCAAUCCAGGGGCGGGUGAGACGGCGUUUGGUCUGGAAAAGGCAGCUUUGGUGUCCCUCAGCAAAGUUUACAGCAAGUCGUUGGACACAUACAUCCGGAUGAUCGCCCCUGUUGGUGCUGUCAGGAUCUCGUUUGGCUUCAUGUCAACCGCUGCGGACGUGGACCCUUACCUUUCAUUCAACCAAGCUUUCGAUCACCACUUCCUAUUGGGCCACACCGUCAAGCAGUUCCUGUCGGGUGAUCCAAGGGAACCCUAUGUUACAUGGUUGAAGAGGUGGCCUAAGGAGCCCUUAAUCCGCUUCAUGGGCUUUGGCAACUCCGAGUCGCUACUUGUCACGUCACUCGAUGCGUUUAAAGAGAUCUACCUUCCGAAAUCAUACACCUACAUCAAGCCAGAGUUUAGCAAAAGGCUCAUGGCCCCUGUCCUGGGCUAUGGACUGAUCUUCCAAGAAGGAGACGAAGCAAGAACCCAGAGGAAAUUGAUCAGCACGCUAUUCGGUCUGACCAGCAUCAAGCGCACCAUUCCAACCUUUCAAAAGAAGGCCAAGCGCAUAUGUCAGUUGUUUGAUCAGAAGAUUGAAAAUGAAAACGGGCUUGUUAAUGAUUUUCAGACCACUUUGACGCCAUCGGUUUUCCACGAGUCUUACAACCAGUGCUUUGAUUCUUCCACGUUCGGUUGCAUCCUGAUCGCCAUUUACGCAAUAUUUCCUGCCAUCCGCACGUUUCCGCUGGAAGAAAAUCGCAAAUACAAAGCCGCGAACGCCUUGGUCCGCUCUGAGAUUCGGAAGCUAAUACAAAUGAGAGAGGCCGAGCUUGCCGAAAAACCACUCGACUCAGAGGACACACCCAAUGUCCUUACACAUAUGCUCUUGGAGUCGAAGGCUAUGGGCCAUCCCUUGUCAGAAGAUCAGAUCCUGCAGAACAUUCUCAAUUUCUUCGCCGCCGGCCAUGAAACGUCUGCUACAACAAUGGUCUGGUGCACUCACAUGUUGACGCGUCAUCCAGAUAUCCAGGAGAAGGUCCGACAGGAAGUUACUGAGCUCAUCACUCGAAAGCCGAACCCAGAUUACUACGACUUAGAGAGCCUUCACUACACCGACAAUGUUCUAAAGGAGACUCUUCGACUCUGCUCCCCUGGGAUUGUCGCAGCUAGAGAGCCAGUUCAUGACGUGGAAAUCUGCGGGACUAUCGUGCCAAAGGGCACCCCACUCGUGUUGAUGCCAACAAUCGUUAAUCGCAACCCCAUGAUUUGGGGCGAGGACGCCGACGAGUUCAGGCCUGAGAGAUGGGACAACCUCACGGGGGAGGCUUCGGAUUCUCAUGCCAUGACUAGCUUUCUGAUGGGUCCACGAUCCUGCAUUGGGAGAGCGUUCGCAAUGUUGGAGAUGAAAAUGAUUCUGGUCGAGGUGAUGUCCAAGUUCGAACUCGAACCGGCUGUUGAAGAGAAGGAUAUUAUUCUGGUGAACCCCAGCCCCGCUUUACGUGUCAAGGGAGGUCUAAAGGUGAAUGUUUCUCGGUUGUGA
This is a messenger RNA of Colletotrichum chrysophilum, 2733 nucleotides long. RefSeq lists its product as uncharacterized. The record is from RefSeq and is a predicted model, not a curated record. The transcript has 5 exons. Gene Ontology annotation, molecular function: heme binding; iron ion binding; oxidoreductase activity, acting on paired donors, with incorporation or reduction of molecular oxygen. The coding region runs from base 1 to 2733 and encodes 910 amino acids. Lineage: Eukaryota; Fungi; Ascomycota; Sordariomycetes; Glomerellales; Glomerellaceae.